Molecule: messenger RNA, 1740 nt
Organism: Tetrahymena thermophila SB210
Lineage: Eukaryota; Ciliophora; Oligohymenophorea; Hymenostomatida; Tetrahymenidae
Product: MORN motif protein
Exons: 4
Source: RefSeq, a predicted model, not a curated record
AAAAAAUAAAAAAAUCAAUAAAUAAUUUAACAAAUUAAAUUAUCAGUAGAACAACUUUUUUACUUACAAAAGGUAUUUAUUUCCAUCUCCAAAUUUAAUAGUAACAAAGAAAGAAGGACGGAAAAAACAGCAAUAGGGAUGAGAGCAAGUGGAACAUUUUCAUAAAAAGGCGCAUAAUCUCCUACAAGAGGAUUGAAUUUUUCAAUGUCAUCAAUGGGAAGUCCAUCUAGAAACGGAUUUAGCACUACAAAAUCCUCAAAUAUGACUUCUUUUUCAACAGCACUUCAUCAAAUAAAAUGUGGUCUUUAAGGACACCAACAAAAAUCAAUUUAAUGGGUAUGUAUGGCAAAGGAAUGCUAGUUUGAGACAAGAUUAGUUUGCUCUAAAUGCUACGCCGGUUAACACUCUAUACAUUAGAAGUUUAUGGUAAAGGUUCAAGAGAUAUUUGAUAAUCUAGAUGAUUAAAAUAUUUAGAAUUGGCCUUUAGAAGACCGUGGCAAAUAAGUUAAAGAAUACGUUAAUGUAGAAAACCAAUAUAUUCAAGGAUUGUACUAAGAAUUAGACGUAUUUUUUGAUGGCUUAUAAGAAUAGCUUUUAAAAAGACUGGAAGCUCUCAAAAAAAGUUUACUUCUUGAUAUAAAUGUUUUUUAUCUUCGCGGUGAAGGCAAAGAAAAAGUUAAGUUCCUCGACAACCUUAAAAAAAUGUAUUCAGAUGCCUAUGAUUUUAGUGACUUAUAGGACUUAAUAAAAAAAUUUUUUUAAAGAGAGAUAACUUAUGACACAUUUUAAACAUAAAUUAAUUUUAUGUUGAAUGACAAAGAAAAAAUAAAUUUGCAAUAAAAAUUAUAUAAUUAUUUUGCAAAAAAUAUGUAAAACACUCAGAUUACUGAUUCUUCAAUGGUUUAGGCAAGAAUAGACCGCGAAAACUUAAAAAAUAUCCAAAAGCAAAUACUAGAUGGGCUUAAUCGCUUUAAGUCUUGUGUAAGUGUUUCCUAAGUACAAACCAUGACCCAUGAAGAUUUACCAUUUACUCCAACCAUUGGUGUUAAAUUAGGUAAUUUCUCAUCAACAGUAGAAAAUGGAAAAGUCUAGUAACAAAAUUGGGGUCUCUAAAUCUAAGAGAUUCUUAAUUAUAUGAAUUAGUAAACUUAACAGCUGGGCGAUCGUGAUACAUUGAUUUAUAAAAGGGAAAUCUAUGCUGAUAAUUCUAGAUAUGAGGGCUUUUUCUUGAAUGGUCAAAGACAUAUGAUUGGAACUCGCUAUUAUGCUGAUGGUAACAUUUACUUUGGCUAAUGGGAGAGAGGUGCAAGACAAGGAAACGGUGUCAUGCAUUUUAGUAAAGGAACAUACUAUUAAGGAGAAUGGUAUAACGAUAAAAAGCAUGGUACAGGAAUAGAAGUCUAUCCAAAUAACACUAAGUUUGAAGGAUUAUUUGAAGACGGUUUGAAGCAUGGACAAGGAAAAUUUACUUACCAAGAUGGAAAGGUGUUUGAAGGUGUUUAUGUAUAAGACAAGAGAAAUGGUAUAGGAAAACUCAUUUACAAAAAUAACUAAGUGGAAAUAGUCUAUUAUGCCCUUGGAGAAAAAGUCACAGAAGAAAAAUAUGAAGAGUAUCUUAAAUCAGGUGGAUAUAUAACAAUGAGCUAAAUGAAAGGCUAGUAAUUAUAAGAUUCUUAAUAUAACGAUUAAUCUUAAUCAAAUAACACUUAUGCAUUCAACAACAAUAUUUAAAAUUCCUGA